CGCAAAAUCAGAAAUUCCCCAUCUCUUCUUUCAUCAUUUCCUUCAAAACCCAUCUCUCAGAGAAAGUGUUCAAAAAAAAAAAAAAAAAAGAUAGAGAGAGAGAGAGAGGAAAAAGAGAGAGAAGAGGAAGAAGAGCUGACCCUGGCCAGCGCCACAGGCUGUAAUUUGUAUAGAAAAUUCUUCUCAUUUUUAUUGAAUUUUGGGGAUCAUUUGGUAAAAUGCGUCGAUUUGGGGAGAGUUUUGGAGCAUUCAUCAACAACAGAUGGCUGGUUUUCGUGGCAGCGAUGUGGAUGCAAUCCUGCGCAGGUAUUGGGUACCUGUUUGGAAGCAUUUCGCCUGCAAUAAAGAGCUCCCUCAAUUACAAUCAGCGGCAGAUUGCCCGUUUGGGUGUUGCAAAGGACCUGGGCGACAGCAUUGGAUUCCUGGCGGCGACUCUCUGCGAGUCGCUGCCGAUGUGGGCAGCUCUGCUCGUCGGUGUUCUGCAGAAUUUCGUGGGAUAUGGUUGGGUUUGGCUGAUCGUGACGGGUAGAGUGCCGGCUCUUCCGUUGUGGGCGAUGUGCAUUCUCAUAUUCGUCGGAACAAAUGGAGAGACCUACUUCAAUACAGCUUCACUAGUUUCAUGCGUCCAGAACUUCCCCAAGAACAGGGGUCCAGUAGUGGGGAUAUUGAAGGGGUUUGCUGGUUUGGGAGGUGCAAUUUUAACUCAAGUGUAUGCAAUAAUCCACUCACCGGAUCACGCAUCCCUCAUCUUCAUGGUUGCCGUCGGGCCAUCAAUGGUAGUGAUUGCUCUAAUGUUCAUUGUCCGACCUGUUGGAGGCCACAAACAAGUGCGGCCUUCUGACACUUCAAGCUUCACAUUCAUUUACAGUGUAUGCCUGAUUCUGGCAGCUUAUUUGAUGGGGGUCAUGCUUGUUGAAGAUUUAGUUGAUUUAAGUUAUACCGUGAUUAUAUUAUUCACAGUCAUAUUGUUCCUUCUUCUAUUGGUUCCAAUCACAAUUCCUGUGGUACUUAGUUUUUAUUUGGCGUCCCCACAAUCUCCGGCAGAAGAGAGACUUUUGCCGGAGGACGAGAAGCAACGGCCGGGUAAAUUGGUUCAUUCGACGGACAUGAAUGAGGUUAUUUUAAGUGAGCUCGAAGAUGAGAAGCCAAGGGAAGUAGAUCUGCUUCCUGCAUCGGAGAGGCAAAAGAGAAUCGCCCAAUUGCAGGUGAAAUUGUUUCAAGCAGCAGCUGAGGGGGCAGUGAGGGUGAAGAGGAGGAAAGGUCCACGUAGAGGGGAGGACUUUACUUUGAGGCAGGCAUUGAUCAAGGCGGAUUUCUGGCUUAUUUUCUUUUCACUUCUAUUGGGUUCAGGGUCUGGUUUGACAGUCAUUGAUAACUUGGGUCAGAUGAGCCAGUCGUUGGGGUAUGAUAAUACUCAUAUAUUUGUAUCAUUGAUCAGCAUUUGGAAUUUUCUGGGCCGUGUCGGUGGGGGUUAUCUUUCAGAGAUCAUCGUGAGAGAUUAUGCAUACCCAAGGCCAGCGGCAAUGGCUGUGGCUCAGAUCAUAAUGGCUUUUGGGCACUUCUUCUUUGCCAUGGCAUGGCCCGGAACAAUGUACGUCGGAACACUACUGAUUGGACUCGGAUAUGGGGCUCACUGGGCAAUAGUGCCAGCUGCUGCGUCGGAGCUGUUUGGCUUGAAGAACUUUGGAGCCUUGUACAAUUUCCUCACUCUAGCCAACCCCGCUGGCUCCUUAAUAUUCUCUGGUUUAAUCGCUAGCAGUAUAUAUGAUUAUGAGGCUGAGAAACAAGCUGGGAUACAGCAUCAUCCAAUAAACUUAGUACCCGCUGUCAGAACGAUGCUUAGUGGGGCCUUAGGAGCAGAAGAGUCACUGACAUGUGACGGUGCCAUAUGCUUUUUCCUCACAUUUUUGAUCAUGUCAGGGUUAUGUGUUAUCGCCGUUGUAUUGAGCAUGAUCGUCGUGUAUAGGACCAAGAUCGUCUAUGCCAACCUUUAUGGAAAAACCCGCACUUGAGCUGCUUCUUGUAGUAGAAGCACAACAGUUUAGGCUGCGUUUGGAUGCACAAGUGAAUUGAAUUGUGAAUUGAACUGCCAAUUCAGUUGAUUUUCCUUGGUAUCGGUAGUGAGAAAGGUAUCCCUUGAAUUUCAGCCACGCAGCUUCCGUGUCCAACUUGAAAGUAAUGCAUUGGCUAUGUGUGUGAAUGCUAAGGGAACUACAACUUGAUCAUUUCCACUUUAUUGGACUAGCGAUUGCAAUUUAAUUCAAUAAUGCAUCCAAACACACCCUUGGUGAGGAAAUACAUAUCCAAUAUUUUCUCUAAAACUUCGAUGGUGGUUCCUCUAUUCUAAGAAGAUUCGAUGUGCACGGCAUUCGGAGGUAUUUGUCAAGAAAGAGAAGGUUGGAAGUUGACAUCUUCUUAAAGGCAGGCGUAUCGAUGCCCAGAUAGAUGCUAGUUAUUCAUUGUUUGCUUGCAGAUACCACUCAGCGCUCUCUCGAAUCAUGUAAGUUCUUCUCAAUGUUGUAAGAUCAUGCUAGCCUCUGUUGUUUUGGAAUCCAUUUUAGUUUAGUUUACCUUAAAGUUUGAAGUUUGUAUUUCUACCUCUUGUGUGUGGGAUAUGCUUGUUAUUUGUGCGGGCCCUGCCAUUGAAUUGUUAAGCUGAAACAUUAUGGCAGGCCCCAUUUGAUCUGUUUUUCAAGCCUCACCGUGAAUGCAAUCUAUUUACCUUA
Messenger RNA from Magnolia sinica, 2726 nucleotides. Its product is annotated as protein NUCLEAR FUSION DEFECTIVE 4-like. The record is from RefSeq and is a predicted model, not a curated record. Gene Ontology annotation, cellular component: membrane. Bases 219 to 2012 code for a protein of 597 amino acids. The transcript has 3 exons. NCBI's taxonomy places the organism in Eukaryota, Viridiplantae, Streptophyta, Magnoliopsida, Magnoliales, Magnoliaceae.